Molecule: messenger RNA, 1333 nt
Organism: Culicoides brevitarsis
Lineage: Eukaryota; Metazoa; Arthropoda; Insecta; Diptera; Ceratopogonidae
Gene: Dlish
Product: SH3 domain-containing protein Dlish
Exons: 3
Coding region: 90-1136 (348 amino acids)
Biological process (GO): regulation of MAPK cascade; signal transduction
Cellular component (GO): cytoplasm; plasma membrane; nucleoplasm
Molecular function (GO): phosphotyrosine residue binding; epidermal growth factor receptor binding
Source: RefSeq, a predicted model, not a curated record
AAGCACUUUGUAAGCUGAAUUAUUUACAAUAAUUUCGUCCUCAAUAAUUGCGAAUUUAUCUCUUUUUUAUCACUUAAAAAGCCUUAAAAAUGGCCUUUUUGUGUCCCGUUCGGAUCCGUCGUGGCAAGAAGAAGAAAACUGUAAACACGGACAAUGUCAAUAUGGGACGCAUAACUGGUUCCGCGAGCAUCGAAACCCUCGUUCGUGUUGGCAUCGAAAAGGAAAUCGGUCUGUCUCCGGACUCGAAAAUGGUGGUGCUGCAUGACUUUAGUCCCUGCGUCGAUGACGAGUUGGAGGUGAAACGCGGCCAAAUCGUGAAUAUUUUGUAUCGGGAGAACGACUGGGUCUACGUGAUCGGGCAGGAAUCGCGACAAGAGGGUUUCAUACCGCAUUCCUACUGCGCCCCGUACACGGAACUCUCGAAUCUGGCGAUCAAGAAGAAACUUUCGCGUGACAUCAACAGUAUUAGUUCGCCGGACAUCACGGAAAUUGAGGUGAUUGAGGAGAAUUCGUUGCAACAUUCGCAAAAUAGCUUAUCGGAACCGGAUUUUUUGAUGCCUUUUGCGAAAGAUCCGAGCGGCAGGUAUAUCGUACUUUACACAUUUAUCGCUCGUGACGAGAACGAUGUCUCUGUGGAACGUGGGGAAUUUGUCACAGUUCUUAAUCGUGAAGAUCCAGACUGGUUCUGGAUCGUUCGGAGUGACGGCAAUGAAGGAUUUAUUCCGUCCGGGUUUGUUUAUCCGGCGGAACAAAUUUUGCAGGGACAACAGCAGCAACAACAACAACAACAAGGUGCCAAUAAAUCCAUGGGAAAUACGAAUGUGGCGACAAAUCAAGCGCAACUCAAUCAAACUGUUGGCGUGGGACUCACAGCAAACAAUUUGCCAGAUGUGCCGCAGAUGGAUUUGGCGCCGACGACACAUCCGCAACACGGAACGGAACUCAUAAUGUUGUACGAUUUCAAGUCACAGGCAUCGGAUGACCUCGGAGUUCGACGUGGCGACUGGAUUUAUGCCGAUUUAACAACGCAAACCGUCGAAGGAUGGCUCUGGUCGUACUCGCCGAAGACACGAAAGUACGGAUUUAUCCCGAAAGCGUAUGCGAGACCGCUUAACAAAGCCUUGACGAAUCUCUAAAGACUUACAAAAAUGAUAUAGAUUUAAGGAAAAGUGCCUUUUUUACACGAAAAAUACUCAAAGGGAUGGGCUGGACUGCUUUUUUACUACGAAUUUUUUACGCAUUUAGACGGUUUCAUAUGAAACUCAAAAAUAAGGUCCGAAAUUUUUUUGAAAACAAAAAAUUUUCACGUAGGAAUUUAAGUGAUUCGAUGAUU